Messenger RNA from Anopheles darlingi, 921 nucleotides. RefSeq lists its product as uncharacterized. Bases 34 to 705 code for a protein of 223 amino acids. NCBI's taxonomy places the organism in Eukaryota, Metazoa, Arthropoda, Insecta, Diptera, Culicidae. The record is from RefSeq and is a predicted model, not a curated record. The transcript is spliced from 2 exons.
CCGGGUCCGCGAUUGACGUCAAGUGUUGUAACCAUGAAGUCACUGGUUUGGUUGGCGAUUGCCGCGGUCGCCAUCGGGACCGUCGCUGCGGAGCGUGACGAGACGUUGCAGCUGUUCACGCAGCUCAAGCGCACCAAGAAGGGCCGCCGGUCGGGCAAUGAGGAGUUCGUGACGGUCGUGCAGUCGGAGCUGCUGCUCGCAGAGGAGGAGUUCGUGCGUUCAUCGAUCAGCAGUGAGUCAUCCGUGGUGGAGCAGCUGUCCAGCACCGACGUGCUGGCCAGUGGUCCACAGUGUGUGGCGUUCAUCAAGCAGAAGGCCGAAAUCAUGAUGAACCUGGGCGGCAUCUCGUACACCUCCUGCCUGAACCGUGUUGAUGAUAAGCUGUUCGAGGAGCUGUCCGAAGCGACGGAGGGAGCUAUCUCGCGAGAGGACUACGAUCGUGCAAACGUGCUGAAUGCGUUCCGGGGUGAGAACAUCUUCGUGGAUCCGGCGCGUAUCCGCAGCAAGCUGCAGCAGCGUAUGCAGGGCACGCUUCAGCUUCCGGUCAACCUGAGCAGCGAUAAAAUUGCCGAGAUCAAGCAAGAGAUGACCCAGGUGAAGGCGGACUUUGUCGAGUGCAUGCAGAAGGCUCUCGGCGAUCUGCAACGCACGUUGAAGGCUACCGAGCAGCAACUGCAGAUCGUCUGUGCUGGCAAGCAGGGCUAAAGGGUCGUAAAGCGGCUUGCCUGACGGGAUGGAUGCACCACGGAAAUUGCGUUGAAUCGAAUCUAAUAUACUUUCAUCUUUGAUAAGCAUUUUUUAAACGUAUUUAUUUAUGUUGUGAAGUUGUUGUAAGCGUGAUACCUACGCCCUACAUUGAUAGGACUGGACACAAACAUUCGGAACAAUAAAUUGCUGAAUUUCUAUUUUGUGACUAUUAGA